Spirodela intermedia is the source of this 1738-nucleotide messenger RNA. NCBI's taxonomy places the organism in Eukaryota, Viridiplantae, Streptophyta, Magnoliopsida, Alismatales, Araceae. The record is from the annotation of a GenBank genome assembly.
AUGGGCGCGGACAGUUCCAGCAGUAGUGGCGAAGAGGACGGAGAUGCCGUGUGGAGGGCGGCGAUUGAUUCUGUCGCGGCUGUGGACUUUCGUUCCUCUUCCGCCGAAGGACGCUCAAGAUCAUGCGAUUCCGCCGACAGCGACGGCGACUCUGAGCUGGAUGACGAGGAGCAGAUGGCGCCGAAGGCGGAGCCCCGUGCCCUGAAGCUUUACCAAAUCAAGGUACCCGCCACCAUCUCCGAUUCCUUCAUCUCGGUGUUGCAAUUGGAGACUCACUUCUCCUCAUCCCCCGAACAGGAAACCGAUGACGCUAAUCUUAUUCCUAUUCAUAGCCUCCCCGAUGUUUCUUAGAUCUCUACUUACCUACUCAGGGGCAUCAAUCUCAGUAGAUUCUAUUAUUAAUCCAAAGUCCACGGUGGCCUGAGGGUUUGCGGUUGCUGAAAUUUCUUCUUCCAGCACGUCCAGAAAUAUUGCACGUCAGUGAUGAAUGUGCAGGAAUACCAGAUAUGGCUGAAAGGUUCAAUUAGGAUUAUUUUUUCACCAGCUUCUAAGGAAUUAAUACUCUUUUUAUUUAAAUUUUUUACCAGUGAGAAUCGUAAAAAAAUUAUAGAAAAAAAGGGUAUUAUAUUCUAUCAGUUGCAGGGAAAAAAGUGGUCCGCUUGAUUUCUUCUAGAUUAUAUUUGUUCAAUUACGCAAGAAAAUCAAGAAAAAAACGGUUCAAGAAUUAUCAUAUGAAUGCCAUAUUGCGAUAUUGUCCUAUGUGCCGUCAUGACUCCCCAGAGAUCAAUCAUCAGCUUCCCUGUUCGAUCAGAAACAACACUGAUUUUCUUUAAAAAUUAAGAACAGAGCUUUCAAUCUCAACCCCCUUUUUUUUUUUUUGUUUUUUGCAUUUUUUUAUCUCAUGGCAGGCACAGAAGCUGAUAGAUGACAUCCUAGACAGGAGCCUGGUGAUGGUGAGAGAUCCUACACCCACCCCGAGUGAAAGUCUGCAGAUGAUUGAAGGUGGCGUCAGACUGUUCACGAAAUCUAGCCGAGGCAUAGUACUGCAUUCCAUUGGUAUGCAUUGAUGGCCAUCUACUAGCCACUAGAAAAUAACAGAGGGGUCGUGGUACUCUGGACACUCAGACUCGAAGCCUUUCCUCAUGAACUCUCACUAUCGUCCAUGAUUAUUUAAUCUACAUGUUGAGCUCAUGGGAUUUUGACCUCCGGAUCAUAUUCGAUCCUUAAAAAAAAAAAGAAGAAGAGAGGAGAUGCUCCCAUGUUGAUUUGUUUUGUUGGCAUCUGCCUUGGAAAACACUGAAGAUCUGGAGGUCUUUCUUGCUAGAUCGGCAUCCGCAACUCAGGGAAAGGCCACGGAUUACUCCAGGAGAGGAAAUUGAUGAAAAAUCGAAGAAGGUUUGUGCUUGAAUCGGCCUUCGGACAGCUUAUUUUGUCAUCAUUCACCGCUCAGUACCGGAUUCUACUUUGACUGUGACCACAGUUUAAGCGUCGUGUUCAUUCUGCCUCUGUUGAUGGCAACGGCAUCAUAGCUUCUGCAAGCAGCGCACAUCAGCAGGCGUUGGUUAGAUCUGAAGCCAGAGAUGCUGCAAGAAGGGCGGCAAACCUAUGCGAGGAGGAGAGAGUGGCGAAACUAAAGAAGCUUAGGGGCGAGAAGUGGUUGCCGUCGCUUGCUCGCGAGAUGAAGGUCAACCGUCAAUCCCCCACUUUCUCUAUGGUACCUCAAUGGAACAAUCCUUGA